Arachis stenosperma is the source of this 1002-nucleotide messenger RNA. RefSeq lists its product as uncharacterized. The coding region runs from base 1 to 1002 and encodes 333 amino acids. The transcript has 2 exons. Lineage: Eukaryota; Viridiplantae; Streptophyta; Magnoliopsida; Fabales; Fabaceae. The record is from RefSeq and is a predicted model, not a curated record.
AUGGUGUUUAAGGAUGAAGUGAGAGCCAAUAUCAAAAACCAAGGGGAAACCAUCAAAAGACUGGUGUCCCAAGUAGGGUAUCUAUCUCAACAAAUUCCCAAACCCACUGAUGGAUUUCUCAGCGACACAGAGAAGAAUCCAAGAGGAGAAACAAGGAAAGUGAGGUGGGAAGAAUGCAAGAUGAUCACCACAAGUGAUGAGAGGAGUAUGGAGGAAGUAGAACACCUCCAAGACAGUCCAAAGGAAAAUCAUGAAGAAAGAAACCAUGCACCCCAACCCACACUCAGGGAAGAGCUAAAGAAAAGGGAGAUCCUAAACCCAUAUGCACCCUUUCCCCAAAGGCUUAAGGGUGGUGUAGUAGGGAGAAUGUAUUCAAGGUUCCUCGACAUGUUUGCAUCUCUUGAUGUAAAUAUACCAUUCAUUAAUGCCCUCCAGCAAAUGCCCUCCUACAUCAAGUAUAUAAAGGAGCUACUUCCCAAAAAGAGUUCAUUGAAGGGUGGACAAACAAUAAAGAUGAAUAGGGAGUGCAGUGCUAUUAUCCAAACAGGGCCACCUACAAAGAAGAAAGAUCCAGGGAGUUUCCAUAUUCCCUGUGCUAUAGGAGAGACAAUGAUUGAUAAAGGGCUCUGUGACCUGGGAGCAAUAGGAGUGGUUGAGAAUGUGUUAGUGAAGGUUGGGAACUACUUUCUCCCCACAAACUUUGUUAUCUUGGAAAUGGAAGAGAAUCCUCUUCACCCCAUCAUUCUGGGAAGGCCAUUCUUAGCCACAGCCAGAGCACUUAUAGAUAUGGAGCGAAGGGAGCUAGUAUUGAGAAUACAUGAUGAACAGCUCACCUUUAAUGUUUUCAAACCCUCACAAGAAGCCAAUCAUGAUAACAAGGAGUCAGAGGAAGAGCACAAGAAAGAGUUGAUGAAAGAGCCAAACAAGGGAACACAAGUACCACAUCUGAAAACCCCAUUGGUAAUAACCAGUGUGAUCAGAAGGAGCAACAACCAAGUGUAA